UCCCUGCUGGCAUCUGCCUUUUGCUCUUCAUCUCGUCGUCGCGUCGUCGUCUAGCAGCUGGAUUGGCUGGAGCGGAGUCAGCUCAGAGCGCUCUCAGCUCGGGCAUCCUGAGCUCGAUGGCAAAGCGCAAGCGAGCUGCUGUCGGUCGAGACGAUGGGCCCGACAACAGUGCACUCACCGAGCCAUCGAGCUUGACGGACGACGCAGAUUUGUCCGCAAACGUCGAAUCAGAGCGACAAGAGCUUUCGUCAGCUUCGCCGACCUCUGAAGCCUCAGACAGCCUGCUGCAGGCUGUAAAGGUGCCUGACCUUGCCAGUAGGCUUUCGUCUCCCCUGACGAGCGGCGUCUCUACCGCUCGAUCGGGUCUUGCGCACCGCAAGCCUCGCCUGUCUGCAGCAGCUCCGGCUCGCAAAACCCCAGCAAGCGGUGCGGUUCAGCUUGACAGUCAGUCCAAUACAUCAACGUCUCCAUCUUCCGCGAAAGCGACUGACAGGCAAACCUCACUCUCGGGUUUGUCCGCCCCUACCACCGCGACACAAAGCAGCAACUCGGCGGACAGAUCAGUCAGUCCUUUGCCGCCGCUCGGCACCAGAUCGUCCAAUCGACAGAAGACUGGCAGCGAUAUCAAUCUGAGCGUGUACGAACAAGUACAAGCGAUCGAAGCAGCUGCUCGUCUGGAGGUCACACAACUUCAAAACCAAUCGCGCGCUGGCGAGAGCGAGUCUAGAGAGCUUGCACCGGACCACAUCAUGCCCUCGGAAGCGGCGCCUGUCAGUCGGAUGUCAGAAAGUCAGACGGUAUCGGAGACGCCCAAUCUGCCGCCCGCCAAGAAACCGCGCUUGAGUAUCAGAGGAAUGGGCAAAGCCCGUGCACGAGCCCUUGGGACAAGUGCUAGCGCCGAUGACGCAGGUAUCGCAGACGUAUCGCCAUAUGAAGACGUAGCGGACAUGUCUGAUGCUACUCUGCCUGUCACCGCAUCUCUUGCUUCUCUGCCAGACCAGCCUAUGCGCAGGGAUAAGAGUAAAAGUGCCAUCGGGAGUCCACAGAUUGCUUUCUCAUCAGCAUCUGGGCCGAGUGAUCUCGCUGCGCCUACGGACGCAACUUUGGCGCCACUUCCACGGCGAGAUACUGCAUCUGUUGCAGCUUCUGGCGACUUCCGACUCGAACGCGACGGGCUUACUGCGUCGACCCACCGUAGUGAUGCAGAUCAGAUGCAACGCGCCGGCUCAAAACCCGCGCAGCAAGAUCAAGUCUCUCCCUUGGCUUUGCCGAGUGUGUCGACCUUCAAGACUACGAAGUCUGAAGCUUGUGCGGACUCCGAGAUCUCUUCGCAUGGCCACACGCCCUCUGCAACGCCUUCGGAUGUCGAUGCGACGCUCAUUCCCAAGCCUUGCCCGGAUAUGCAGAUUGCAUCUGAUCAAAGUGUGCGAAGCACACAGACAGACGUGAUCAGCCCGCUCAAAGGAGCAGAGUUUCCGGCAUUGCCGCCCGCUGAAGGUGGUGCUGCUGUUCUGCCCGAGCAUUCGCAGUCAGCUUCUGCCGACCCGAUCGAGAACACGUUGCCUGAUGUGAAUGCCAGUGCGAAUGCUUCUGAGCAGCUCAAUAGUGACCCCUUAAGUGCGGUCGCGAAUCAGAAUUCGGCAGCUCGUACGAAAGAUGAGCAUGGACAAGCUCAAAUUGAGCCAUAUCACGUCGUCGAGAUGCUAGCGGAUCCACGUACGAAUACGCAUGCCGGUAGGACGCCGGUGUCUUGUGCCGAUCCUCCCGCCCCAAACGCGCAAGCACGACCCGUAAACCCGUCUUCAACAUCAGAGCGUCGGCAUCAUCGCCCUCGAUCAUGUAGUCCUGGUCCGUCCAGGAUUCCUGCCGCGGCAACAUCUCGCGAUAAUGAGCGAUCGGGCGAUCGACAAGGCAGCCACGGCAGAGCAUCCUCUAGAGAUCAUCGUUCUCAUCACGACCGCCAAGAUGGGCCUCAAUGUCGUGCAGGUCUAGGCGCACGUGAUCAUCGCGAACUCUCAGAGGACGCUCAUCGCUUUGCUCGCCGCGACAGCAUUGUCACAGAAGACGAGCAUCGCACUCACAGACAUAAUCGCUCGGAUCGCUCGGAUAACGAUUCUUCCACACGUUUCCAUGGGAGGCAACAUCGGGAUGAUAGGGCUCGCGAGUAUCGAGGGUCUUCGUCCCAUGAUCAGCUCAGCGUCGACGAUCGGGCCUUGUCGUCACGUGUCAGACAAUCCGGUCGGGCAGAUUCGCAGGAGCCAGUCAAUCGCACGCAAUAUGUGCAAAGAUUGAAACGCCGAAGACUAGACGAGGAGGAACACUACACCGCCGAGCCUGCAUUUACGGAAUACAUUCAGCGUUAUGACGGCUGCGAACGAUGUCAUCAGUGCCCAGCGGCCCAUAAUUGGCAGGAAUGCACCGGUCCAAUCAUGGCCAUCAGUCCUCUUUGGUCCAUUGAUCUGAGCAAACCUCCGCUGGACUAUCAGCGCGAGCGUUACAAAGGCUUGGGUGAACGUUACUACGGCGGUUAUCGCACGAGUGCAGUCCAAUUCGAUUUGCUCAUUCAGAAUUCUCUUUGCCUUCGAUGUCAUUCGAUCCCUGUCAGGCGAGAGACUGGUCACUGGCUCAGCCGCUGUCAGCAGCGUAUCGAUUACGGCGAAUCGAGCGACAGCCCACUUGAAGCUUACCUACACAAUAAGCCGCUCGAAGAACGUACCCUCUACGAACUCGCAUACCUCAAUAUGUGGCGGCUUUGCACCAUUUGCGCUCAGCUCGGACACAGCGCUCGCUAUUGUACUAACCCAUCGGUAUCUCUCGAUAUGGCUGAUCUCACUCUUCGACCGGACAACGCCCGAGGAUAUCCAAGCAGCAAAGAUCAGAUUGCGUUCGCAAGAUCCGGCAGAGCUUGUGCAGUUUGCCAUUCGCGCGAUCACACCGAAAGUCGCACCUGUGACGAUGUCAUCACAGACUUCUCGAUGGACCCGUUGCCACACAAAGUCAGCCCGACAGUAAGUGACCGAGACCUGGACACAUAUGCUCGUCAAGUCCUCGCGUCCGAAGGCCGGCUGCUGACAGGCAUACGUGCACAACCCAGACAAAUGGCUGAUACUGCUCGCUUCCGAGAUCUCUCAGCGGUCUCGAUUGGACCAAGGUCAGCUGUAGCGGCAGUCGAUCCAGUGACACAGCACGAGCAUCCAAAGGAAGAUGGAUAUCGAACUAUCAGACGCUCCAUCGAGGACGAUGUUCAUUACUCUGCCAAUGACGAAUUCACAGCCUAUGUGAAGCGCUAUGCGGGCUGCAAUAGGUGUCAUCAAUGCCCCGCAGCGCAUACAUGGGACAAGUGCACAAAUCCGAUCAUGGCGAUCAGUCCCUUGUGGCUCUCACACACCGACCGGCCGCCCCAUCAUUACCAAGGCGAACGGUUCCAUUGGUCCGAAUCCGGACAGCGUCAUCGAGGCGGCUAUGCGACAAGUGCAAAGCAGUUUGACCUGCUGAUACAGCACAACAUAUGCCUAAGAUGCCAUUCACAUGCGGUAGAUCGCGACACACACCACCCCGACAACUGUCGGGUGAGGAUAGAGGACAGCGCUGUGUACAAUAGCCCCCUGCAAGACCUUCGGUCGCCGGUACAGCAUCUCAUUGGACUCGCGGUCAAUGUCUUUGACUAUGCUUACAUGAUGAUGUGGCGACUAUGCACGAACUGCGGUGGUCCCCGGCACGGUGCUAAACGCUGCAAUCAUGCGCCAACAGAUCGGCGGCCCCUACAUCAUGCAGAUCCGCCAGACGCCUCCGCAGGAUAUCCUUCCAGCAAAGCACAAUUCGAUUUCUUGUCCGGCGAAGGAGGAUGCUUGCGCUGCCACUCACUAGAGCACGAACAGCGUAGCUGCACGGCCAUUGUCAAUGACUACAUGCUGGAUCCCCUGCCUUUGCGCCCGUCACGCAGACUGCAGAUACGCGAACUACGAGAAUACGCAGAACGUGUGUAUCAGUCUCGCGGCCGCUCACGCAAAGGCGUCCGCGUCGAGGUUCAGGACACACCGAGGGGAUCGAACGAUGACUAUCGAGCGAGCGGGCCUCUUAUGGACCGAUUGUCGCCUGUAAGCUCAAGGGGGCCCCGAGCGAUGCAACCCACCGAAAAGCGAUGGGCUCUUGAAGGGCACUCCUCUGGUUAUCGAGCGCAUGCAUACAGCCAUGAUCAGGCUUCUCACAGUUUCAACUUGUCAUACGGCAGUCCAGUUGCAAGCAUCUCGCCAGCGCCCAGCUCUACCUUUGCUACACGCCCAGAACCGUCCUCAUACUCGCGACCGACCUCGACCCAAUCAAGCCUUGCUGCCCUCUCGGCGGUACAAGCCGUAUCGGACCGCCGGCAAGGCUCAGAAAGCGAGGGCUCCGAAGCUGGCGAGCUCGUCGAUGCUAUAUCAUUUGUGCAUAGUUCGGCCUAUGCUCAGCUGAGAGACAGGGUGCUCGCUCAGCUAGUAGACACCGGCGAUCUUGAUGACGAUCUGAUGGAGCGCAUCGCGGCUUUCGAUGACGACGUUUAUGCACACUUUUGCGACGAGCUUAGAAACUCAGAAGCUUGGCAAGAUCUAACUGUCGCUUACGAGGCGGACUUCCCGCAAGGCGAACUGUGGCAGAUGGACUGGGACUGCAAUUCAGUCGACGACAUCGUUGUGAGUGAUCUAGGGCCUUUGCCUGGAUCAACAGAAUGGCUUGAACUGCAAUCAGACUACAUCAUGGCCGACGCAGAGCCAGCCGUGCCAAGCUUUGCAGAGAUUCUGCAGCGACCUGCGGGUGCAUCACGUUUCGAAGAUUACGAGCAACGUAACGUACUUGGCGAAGGCACUUUUGGUAUAGUGUACGAAGCCAGUCGAAAGGAUCCCAUCAGCGCGGAACAGACGCGCAAUUACUCGCAUCGCACGCUAGAGCAUGUGCGCCAAGUCUACGCGACUGGCGGCGAGCUGGCCGGUCCUCUGCCAGAGGCGGUCAAGCCAGGCACGAGAGUCGCCUUGAAGGAGAUCCGUCUGCAUCGGCCUGAUCUUGGUGGCGGCAACAAAGGUCCUAUACCUUCAUUUCCGGUCAAUGGUCUUAGAGAAAUCAGAACGCUAAAACGCUGCCAGCAUCCGAACGUCAUUGAGUUGCUCGAGAUGGCCCAUCAGCAAACCGAUUGGGAGACCUUUGAGCGAGGCAAGCUCUACAUGGUAUUCCCACUGAUGGAGCACGAUUUGGCCGGUCUUCUGAAGAAUCCGGAAUUUCAACGAGAUAUCUUAGCCGACCUUGGACUUAUCAAGCAUUACUUCUCCCAGCUGCUGCUUGGUCUCGAUUAUCUACAUGAGGCAAGCGCGCCGCAAUCUCAUAGACCUGCGCUGAUGCACACGAGUCAACAGAACGCAAUCAUCCAUCGUGACAUCAAACCUGCCAACAUACUAGUCAGUGCUGCAGGCGUCGUCAAAAUCGCCGACUUUGGUCUGGCACGAUUUGUGCCCCAUCAGGAUGUCGAGAAGCGAUACACCAACCAGGUCGUGACUCGAUGGUAUCGUGCGCCGGAAGUCAUCAUGGGCGAACGCAAUUAUCGAGGCGCCGUUGAUAUCUGGAGCGCGGGCUGCAUACUUGGCGAAAUGUUGAUGGAAAGUCGCCCAUCUGUUCUCUUUCCAGGCACUGCAAGUGACGCACAUCAGCUUGUCCUGAUCUGCAACAUGCUCGGUACACCUGCGCGCGAAUAUGUAGCAUCCAUCCGCGAAUGGCCGAACUACCACAACAUGUUUAAAGGUCAGCCAGAAGGCAGGGAGCUGGCAAAAUUCUUCGAUCCGGAUCUCACCUAUGCAAACCAGCUCUCGACUGCUUUUGCUCACUUGCGCAACAAAGAAGCGAGCUAUAGCACGAUCGAUGCUAAAGCAGACAUGCUAGAACUCUUGUCAGCCUUGCUGACAUUUGAUGCUGGCAAACGCGUGACAGCAAAACAAGCGCUCUAUAUGGAUGCUUUCUGGGCAGAGCCGCUUGCUGCUAAAUCACAUGGCGACAUUCCUUAUGUCAUGUCACGAGAAAAUGGGCCGGGCGUGGUCAUCGACCCUCGUCGUCGUUUGCCAAUUCCUCAGCUCGCAGGCCGCCCUUCACAACCUCGUGGGCAGAGCCAGUCGCAGCCUCAACAUACCCAUCGCUCGAUUCGCACAGUAGCAGUGUCUCCGUCACCUUGGCACAACGGAGACUCGUCUGCCGCCGACGCUGCAUCGCCAGCUCAGGCGCCAGCUCCUGCUCACAGAGGCCCGCCCAGGCCAUCAGGUCUCUCGUUUUUACAGUCACAGCCAGGUCUCCUCCGACCCUCUGCAGGUCAAGGAGGCGGGUUGGCUCCGAAUCGUGUCAGCAGCUAUUCGCACCUUGCCCGCAGGACCAAUCCAACAGGUCGUCAACCCUAGUUUACUCAACCAGCAUAGUGUUGUUGCUUCGAAUAUGCAUAUUUGCUAAGAGACCACUGGC
Messenger RNA from Mixia osmundae IAM 14324, 6471 nucleotides. RefSeq lists its product as uncharacterized. Gene Ontology annotation, cellular component: nucleus. Gene Ontology annotation, biological process: protein phosphorylation. The transcript has 8 exons. Bases 117 to 6410 code for a protein of 2097 amino acids. Lineage: Eukaryota; Fungi; Basidiomycota; Mixiomycetes; Mixiales; Mixiaceae. Gene Ontology annotation, molecular function: ATP binding; cyclin-dependent protein serine/threonine kinase activity; zinc ion binding. The record is from RefSeq and is a predicted model, not a curated record.